ACCCGUGAUCCAUCUACUCCGCUUCUCUUUCUUAUCUGCUACAGCAAUUAUAUAUUUCUCCCGAGGCGAUUUUGGCUUUCUUUACUUACCUGCUUCCAAUUUUUCUUUUUCCCUGUCAAAAUCUUUUUUUCUUAAUUGCGAAAAAGAAAGAGCCGUGUGAACAAGAGAGGUGAAGAAAAGGAGGAAAAAGAGAGAUAAAUUGGAGACUAUGAGCAAGAAACCAUGAGUAAUAGGUAGCUGAAAUCUCCCAAAUUUGUUCAUCUCCUUGUGUGGUGUUAAUAGUCCUCGCAAUCCCUAGUUCUGACCUCACAUAAGCGCUCGUGAGCUCGCGCUGGUGGAUAAAAAAUUGCAGCUUUUAGAGGUUCAGUCCAAGCGCUUGCGCUGUCCGCCAUGGAGGUGAGGUCCGAGCAAGGACUGAUGGCGGGGAGGGAUCUAUUCGGCAUACCGAAGGGCCCGCCGGCGCCGGCGCCUGGGCCGCCGUCGUCCGCAGCGAUGCAGAGCGUGCGGAUGGCGUACACCACUGACGGCACCCCUGUGUUCGCCCCGGUGAGCUCCUCGGCCGCGCCGCCGGGCGCGGCCCACGGCGCUAGCAUGUCCGCGGCGGCGGUCGCUGGAGGCAAUGGCACGGCGGCGCCGCCGGGCAUGGGGGAACCAAUGGCCAAGAAGAAGCGUGGGCGGCCAAGGAAGUACGGGCCCGACGGGUCCAUGUCGCUAGCAUUGGUGCCUGCGUCGGUGGCUACAGGGUCGCCGGCGAUGGCACAGGGUUCUUCUGGGCCUUUCUCACCGGCGGGAUCGAAUCCGGCGAACCCUGUGCCGGCGCUGUCGCGGGACGGUGUGAAGAAGCGGGGCCGGCCUAAAGGGUCUACAAACAAGCCGCGCGAGGAUGCUAUUGGGUCACCUGGAGUUGGAUUUACACCUCAUGUUAUUAAAGUUCAAGCUGGGGAGGACGUGUCAGCAAAGAUUAUGUCAUUUUCUCAGCAUGGCACACGUGCAGUUUGCGUUCUUUCAGCAAAUGGUGCCAUAUCAAAUGUAACACUUCGCCAAACUGCUACUUCGGGUGGAACUGUAACAUACGAGGGUCGAUUUGAAAUUCUAUCUCUGUCUGGGUCAUUCCUUCUAACGGAGAACGGAGGCCAGCGUAGUCGGACUGGAGGGCUCAGUGUGUCACUGGCUGGUCCUGAUGGUCGUCUCUUGGGUGGUGGAGUUGCAGGACUUCUCAUAGCAGCUUCGCCAGUUCAGAUAGUAGUGGGAAGCUUCAAUGCUGAUAGAAAAAAAGAGCCAAAACAGCAUGCUCCUUCAGAGCCCGCAUCGGCACCACCGAAGGUCGCUGUGACCACCGGGAUGGGGCCGAACAGCCCCCCUUCAAGAGGUACAUUGAGCGAAUCAUCUGGUGGCGCGGGAAGCCCACCACCACUUCAUCAAGGCAUGGCUGCCAGCAACAAUAACCAACCGCAGAUCCUGUCUAGCAUGCCCUGGAAAUGAGCUCUGCAUCCUUCACCAAAUCCAGGCUCCACUAUACUGUCAGCAGACUGCCUCGCAAGAAGAAAGUAGCAAAUUUGCGCGUCAGCGUUCUUUUACUAGCUCUUAUGUAGUUUAAAUCUGAAGCUUAAGUAGGGAGAGGACUGUAGCUGGUAAGUUUGUAGCUCUAUUGUAGGCUUCAGCCUGAAUUCCUGUGCUAAGUAGCUGUUUAUUGUUAUCUCGAGAUGAUGUAUUGAGAUAUGACCAUGUGAUCCUAUGGAGUGUUAUCAAAUAUUGUUAGGCUUAUGUUCUA
Molecule: messenger RNA, 1771 nt
Organism: Phragmites australis (common reed)
Lineage: Eukaryota; Viridiplantae; Streptophyta; Magnoliopsida; Poales; Poaceae
Product: AT-hook motif nuclear-localized protein 10-like
Exons: 6
Coding region: 391-1482 (363 amino acids)
Molecular function (GO): minor groove of adenine-thymine-rich DNA binding
Source: RefSeq, a predicted model, not a curated record